AUGCCACGCACCCCGAGAACGGAUUUUAGGUUCAAUUUUCGUGGGAGUUCUGUUCAUUCAACCCGAAUUGAAGGCAACCGAGGGACGAAUUCCUGGUUGGACAUUUACGUAAGCUUUUUUCUUGGUAUUUUAUUGUUUUAGCAGAAUAACAAGGAUGUCUUCAACCUUAUCAAUAAAAUCAACCGUUUUUUUGGCCAUGGUAAGCUGUUUUGUUAUUAUUUUUUGAUUUUAGAAGAGAUUUCCAUUUUUUUUAUAUUAUUCAUGGCAAGAGUCUUAUAAAUCGUUUGCAGGAGGCAGAAAUCAUGAAAUCGAUCAAGAGAAAGGCCGUGUGGUAGUUGCUAAAAGAGGUAAGAUUGGAUUUAGGUAUUCUUAUUUUGUUUUUAGGUAAUAAAUUAUUACCUGGAAUUCGGUUUCACUCCUGUCGGCCGUAUUUUUGCUCAAAACUAUGCCCAUUACGAUGCUCGGAUUAGACACAUGCACUAUGAGGUAAAUGAAUGUCUUUUUUUCUGAAAAGGAUAAGUAAAUUUCACAUUGCUUUUGAUUUCCAGGAAGUUCAUUUAGCGUCCAUGUUCUUCAAUCCAUCAUCCCUUGACUUCGGCCAUAUCUGGCAAAACUGUUCUUCAGCCCCAUCCAUCGACUCUCCGGCCGAUUUUGGACAAUAUUGUGGAAAAACCGCAUGUUUUAUAUGAAAAUGUAGGUCGUUUAUUAAUAAAUAUUGUAACGAUGAAGAGGGACGUUUUUUCUUCAUAAUUUCGUAAAUGUACGAUUUAUCAGCUAAAAUUUUCACCCUAAACGGUGUUUUUCCGUCAAAAAGGCCAAAACGUGAUGGCUGAAAAACUGAGGGGGCGGGGCUUAUUUUGGGACGUCGCAAAAACGCCGUUUUGCUACCUCCUCUCUCGCGGAGGUAGCGAAAACGCCGAUUCGCGACCGACUUUUUUCGGAGGUCGCGAAAAGAAGGAUUCGCUACCGCGACCACGUCGCAAGUCGAUCAUUUCGCUACUUUUUGAAAUUGGCAGCGAAUCCAGCAAACAUUCUCGAGCUCGAGAAAAAAUUCUUAUUCCUUCGCUCUUAUAUACUUUAAUUUCUGAAAGUCAUAGGUCGCCGUUUACCAUGAGAGUUGAGAUAUUCAACGAUAUUUGAUUAUAGGCCGAGGUCAGCAAGUCAAGAAUGGUUUUUCGCCUGUAACUUUUUGAAUGCCUUUGCUAAAAAGUUCAUUUUUGCCAUAGACAUUGUUCAUCUCAUUUGUAAUACUUUGCCUUUUGAACAGUCACCGGACUGGGCGCACGCACUGUGCAAAAAGCAAAAGUUCACUUUGCACUGUGCACAUUCCUGCAAUAGACUGUUUUUGGGCUGUUGCUCGCAACCGGAGUUUUUUUGGACAUAGAAAGCGUCAAAAGUCAGUCUGGCAACAUUUUAGAAGGCCUAGUAGACCAAAAAAGUCAAAUUUUUUAUGUGUAAAUCGGAGAAAAAACCGAUUUUUUGCCAACUUUCCACUUAAAAAUGUCAAUUAUCAAAGCUUUUUAAUCUUAUUUUUUAACCAUAUUUCUAUUCUAAAUUUACCCCAAAUUACGCCUUUCAAUUCCCAGCUCUUUCCCCCCAAAAUUUCAACGACAAUUGAAGGCUCAACUCCCUUCAAAAACAAAAAAAACUGAUACUUCCUUUGUCGCCAUUCCGAGAAAUUGGAUUUUACAGUUUUGGUCGGCCGAAAAAAUGUAGGCUUCCUGGUGGGGGGAAUAAUAUUGCCUCUGGCAACAAAAGCGGAGACGGCUCGAAAAAUGGAAGGGAAAGGAGGAAGUUUCUUUUUUUGUUUCGGAUUGCUUUGAGGUCCUUUUCGGUGCUUUCUCUCAAAGUGUUUGGGGACUUUCCACAGACGCUGUGAGUGAAAUGUAAGUGGUUCAGGGAAGCGCAGAUGUAUGUGCGAAUUGACGUGUGAGGCCGAGUUCCAUAUUGGAAAUUGUGUGUUUGCGAAUGCGAUGUCUGUGCUUCGGCUUUCUCAAAGCUCUAGGUGUCUUAUUUUUUAUUUUUCAUUCUUUUUGAAGAAAUUUGAGCCAUAUUUUCAAAUACAAGUUAUUCGAUAUUGAUAUUGGAAUGUCAAAAAAAUAAUGAGCAAAUGUCGCUGCGAGAACUGCGUCGCUAGUGAAAAGCAAUUUGAUUUUGUCGCGAGAAAACUCGUUUUCUCGGCGAUGCAAUUUUCGAUGCAGAAAAAUGCUCAUUAUUUUCCCGACAGGGUGAUAACAAAAAUUUGAUAGGAUAUAUCGCCCUGUCUGGAAAAUAAUGUGGAUUCGUCGGGCUUUGGAAUCGCUCUUCAUCGUGUUGCAACGGCUAGCAGCGGCUGGGAGUUCGGAGAACCGAAACCUUUUGCCUUAAUCCACAUUAUUUUUCCGACAGACUAUUUAAUAGCAAAAAGCGACAAAAAGAUUUAAAAGUCAUCUUAGUUAUGCGACAGAGUGCUUAUUAUUUUCCCGACAGACUGAUAACUCUAAAGUUGCCUUUUAAUAUUCCACUUGACAACAUCAGGGUCUAUUAUACAUAAUACAAUUUAUGUAGUAUGUAGUUACACAAGUUUUCCACAAAAAAUGCAUAUAAUAAUUGUUUUGCAAGUUGAAAAGGUUAUUGAGAAAAAAACUUUUUUUCUCUGGCCGUCUCUCCUCAUUUUCCGUAGUCUCAUCAAAAAAAUAUACUUGAAUAUCUCAGUUCCGCUUAUGACAUGGCAGCUUAUUAUGAUAUUUUUAGGAAUUCGAUGACUUGAAAAUCAGUAAAAACUUUUCGAAUUUUGUGUCUAAACCUGUUGAUAUUGUGCAUCAAAAUCCACAAUAUCUCACUUGGAAUAAACCCUAAUUUUUUCGAAUCAAAAAUCGGAGGCUUUCUAAAUUUUUUGGGGCCAAGUCAACAUCAUUUUUGAGGCUAAAAAUCCCUAUAAUUUCUGCAAAUUAUAAGCCAAAUUUUGACAUAUUUCCCCGCCAAUUAUAACGUCUACAAACAUACCAUAAUAAUUACGAAAAACUUCCGUGUUCUGGCCCACCCCAAUCUUUCUCUCACUCCCCCAUUUAAUGUCACAACAUCUAAGCGUGCCGCACACGCUAAUCAUCAGACAUUGUCGGCUCAUUCAUUCAACAUGCUCUCCCAUGCCCGGCGGCACCCGCAUUUCACGCAUUCCCUCGAUGGUUGUUAGGCGGGCAGGGGGCGAGAGGAAUUAUUUUCUCUUACAUCUAGCCACGGGGGGGGGAGGGGAGCUGACGUGUGCCCUGAACGUUGCAAUGGUGGGGGAGGGGGAGAUGGGAGUUGCUGAGGUUGUCGCAACUUUUAGCGAUUGCUGUCGGUGAAAACUUUCGGUGUGUCACCAUUUGCAAUGUCAGCCCGUGGAAGCUGUCCAAGGCGCCGGGGACGGAUUUGGAGGCGUUGGUAAGGGGUUUGAUUGGGGUCUGCAAGGUACUCAAAGUGCGACACUCAGGUUUUGAUAAAACUUGAGGCAAUUUUGAGUUAUUUUUUCUCAUGCAUAUGCAAGACUUCUAGCUCACGCUUUGCAGAAACCACCGAGUUUUUUAUGUGAAAAGUGGGCGAAAAUGCUCCAUUGUUUUUCAAUUUUGGCAAUCAAACUUGCACAACGCAUAUUUUUAGAUAUGAUAUAGGGCCCUGUUUCCAUAAAAAAAAUCGUUUUUUUCCGCAUUAAAUUGUCAAAGCUAUAGCUAAUUUGAAUUGUGUCACGGAAAAAUUAAAUUGCUUUUCACUUCGCUAUUUUCCCGGCUGACUGAUACAGCGAGGGACCUGAUCCAAUGGCAAAAAACGUCUCACUUUGCAUCCCGGAAGGAACCAAAAUGACUCAAACCCCUUCCCUUCUCUAAGCUAAGAAACUCCGCUUUGAAAAGCGCGCCCUUUCUUUCAAGUAUGUAAAGAAAAAAUCCGAGCGAAACAAUUGAGGCACUUCCUUGUUAGGAGAAAUGGGUUUAACUUGUGCUUCAUUAAACACUCAUAUUACACAGGUUUAGUCUGUCCUUUCUCUUCAAAACUGCUCAAUUUUUUCGCUACCAAACAUGGUAUCUUGUGUUUACUGAAGUCAUCAAAAAAUGCUCUAUUCCUUAGCAUUUUUGCUUAUGUAUUUUGUGGGUUUAAGGCUCUUAACUCAAAAAAAAUCAAGUCAAACCGACCCGCUUUUCACCCAUAAUUCCCUUCUUAGCUUUACAAUCUCUCCCUAUCCCUCUACUAUCCUAAAACUCUAUUGUUUUUGGCUUAAAAUUCAGCUCAAGAUUUGAAAAAACUUCCUCAACCCAGCCUCUUUAUUUCUCAUCAUCAACAAGCACACCCCGAUUUUUCUUUGAUUUGAAGAGCGAUUUAACUUUAUAUAAACAAUUUGAAGGGCUGAUAAGGGAACCGACUCUCACUCCGAUUACUGUAGCUUGAACAUCGAGUGGUAUUUUUUUGUUUGAUGAUUAGAAUUUGUCAAACUUGCGGUUUUUGAAAUUAUGGUAUUGGAAGCAUUAUAAAAAUUGUUAAAUUCGUUAAAAACGCGUUGUUUGCGAAUCAUUUUUUUGUUCAUAUAACAGCGGUAACAUGGCCUAAACACCAACUUGAGAUUGUUUUUGAAAACAAAUUUUUUUUGGAUAAUUUAAUUUUUGGUUGUUCGUUGCAUUGAGCUUUAAAAAAGUGUCGACAACAAAGGAAAUAUCGCUUUUUUUGAUUCAUGAAAGUUUUAGCUCGCACUUGGCAUCAGCAGCCGAGAUAUUGAAAAAUCUUUGCCGCCGAGAGAGUACGCGAAACGCGGAGAGCGGUCAGACAAAAAAGAAACACUUUUUGGCCAUAUCUUUGCCAAUUUCGGGGGGAAAAUUUUGAUUUUUUGUGGAAACAUUUCCCUCUAUGGUAGAAAUAGACAUGAAAAUUUUUGUCCCGAAAUUUGGCCAAAAGUCUCAAAAUUUCGCCGACUUUCGGGCCAAAAAUCUCGGUUGUUUCUGACAAGGAAAGUACUUUUAUGGGGGCUCCUACUUUUUGACCGGACAUAUCUCAAAAAAUCAGAAAAAAUGUGGUGAUCAAGGAUAUAUGAAUCUUAGCUGCCCAUUUUAGGUUUUUAGGGGUGAAAACUCAAUCGGAAGUUGACGUAAAGUCCUAUAUGAACCCCUUUUCGUUUAAUUUUUCAUAGGUUUACAAUUUUUAUUUUGGCUUAAAAUGGUGUUUAUUGAGUUUCUAAGAUGUAAUAAGUCAGUCUUGGCCCAAAAAUUUAUUUUUCCGACCUUCAACUUCAAAAAAAGAUGAUUCAGCCCAAAAGGGAAAUCGAACCCGUGCGGCGUUCCCCCUGUUGAUUCCCAGACUACGGCACUAGCCACUCGGCCACACCGCUCUCUUCCGAAGGAAGAGACCGAAUGCGCUUUUUAUCGUUUCGAAUGCCUGCACCUUUUGUAGGGAAAUUAAGCCAGUUUUUGGGCAUUUUCACCCCUAAAAACCUAAAAUGGGCAGCUAAGAUUUAUAUCUCCUUGAUCACCACAUUUUUUCUGAUUUUUUGAGAUAUGUCCCGUCAAAAAGUAGGAGCCCCCAUAAAAGUACUUUCCUUGUGAAAGGAGCGAGCAAGGAUUCUCGCAUAUAUUUUAGAAAAAAAAUGUUUUAAAUUUAUGCCAAUUUUCGUCAAAAAUCUGAGCGUCAAACUUGGGGUACUUCCCUUGCAAGUCUUUGUUUACUUACGGCCUAAAAAAUAUCGUUUUUCUCCAAAAUGCAAGAAAAAAAAUUCUACUGCAAACUCCCAAAUUUCUAUGGCACUUCCACCAUAAUUUUUUUUAACUUUACACACUGAUUUUUUAGACUUUUUACUGUAAUUUUUUCAAAAAAAGUGCCCAAAAACUUAAUUAAGCGCCUCUGUGCAUUCUUAAAUUCCUUCUCCUGUUAUACUUCCUUCCUUUUAUCUUUCGGUGCAAACAAUCGCCGAUUCCAAUCGCUCGUCGCAAAUCACACUAGACUACAUUCCGCGCAUCAAUUUCUUGGCGAAUUUUGGGCGCUUUCGCGGGGACUUUCCAGCGAAAAAAAAGGUUUUUUUAAGUUACAAUUGAAGGGAAUUUUGACCGAUCAAAUAGAUUUUUUAAGAAAAAAUUUAACUUUUUCUUACUUUUUGGAAAUUUUUCUAUGUGAAAACAGCAAAAAAUCCUCAAAACAAUGACAUAUUUUACCGAAAAAGGACUGAAGUUUGCUCCUGCCAGUUUCGGAGGCUUUAUCAUACCCAUAAAACUGUCAAAACUUUUGAUUAUUUUAAUGGGCCCCAUAAAAAAUGUUGUUGUCUGUGCUUGCGAGCCGCUUUGUUAGUUUUUUCCCCAAACUAAGGACCCAUUUUAACGGAGUUUUUGUUCUUAAUUGAGGCUGAAAAUGACUUUGUUCUAGACAUUUUUUUCAAUGUCUAGGCAAAAUUUUUUUUUCAUUUUUGAGCCAUAAAUUUUAGAUUUUAUUGGCUGUGAGGUGGGCAAUUUUUCUACAAAAAUCACGUUUUUUCAUUGAGAAUUCGAAAAGUUAUACGCAAAAAGUUUUUCAAAGCCGUUGGAUGCUCGGCGGAGGCUUGGCGAAGACUUGCAAUAUGUCAUAUUUUUCUAAUUUUAACUAUUUCUACUAACGUCAGUUUUCUCUACCCUAAGUUAUUGUAACAUAUAAAAAACCUAAAUUUGCGGCAAGUAACGAAGAUCCGUUGCUUUUAUCUAGUUAUUACUGAUGAGAUUACAUGUAAAAUACCUCAAAUAGGUGAGAAUCUAUGCUAGGACCCGACCAAUCUUAUUAUUUCUACUAACUAAGCCUUCUACAAGCCUUCCCUAUACAUACAACGACCAAUUGACACGAUCCACAGACAUUGUCAGCCCAAAAAAUCGUGCGCCGUGUCUGACACAAUCAUAAUUUUAGUCACAAUCUUUUGUGUUUUAUUCUCUAAAUCUAGUCGAAUUUUGUUCCGAACUUCAUCUGGCUGCUCCCUACUACUUCUUGUUCAGAUUGUUCUCCUUUGUUAACAGUAUUCUUUUUCUUAAAAAAUUUGCCGGACACUCCCAAAAAACUAGUCAUCUUUCCAAUCAUUUUUUGGCACAAAUAAGUUGAUUCUCAUCGAUAAUACCGUUUUUUCCUUUGCUAAAUAUCUUUUUUUGGCCUAUAAGUUAUAGGGAGUCUAAUAAUAGGCCCAGUACCGCUCGUGGGAUCUCUUCCUUGAAAUUCCGUAUAUUGAUUUCAAAUAGGCCACAAAAUAAUCACUGAAAAAUCUAUGUCAUUAUUUGCAAGGAGUGCCAAGAUAUUACCCGGUCUUUUUAUGGAGUUAUCUGAAGAAAUUAGGCCUAACGGACACAUUUUUUUGCUUAGAAAAUAUGUGUCGCGAAGCUCAAUUUUAGGCCGAAAUAAACCUCUAUGUUACAGAACUCUUUUAUCAGUUUGUCGAGAAAAUAAUGAGCCCUCUGUCGCCUCGCAUCACCGCCGAGAAAAUUACUCAUGCCGCGGCAAAAUCAAAUUGCUUUUCACUUCAGCGAGCGAUUGGCGACAACGACAUUGCGUUCAUUAUUUUCCCGACAGGCUGAUAUUUAUUAUACAUACACCUCUCUUAUCAAACCUUUAAGUUUACCGAACCAAACACCACAAAUUGCCCUCUUAUUUGUCGCGUAAGAGGGCCGAGAACUUCAAGCGUUGUUGAUGAUCUAAACCCGAAAAAGAGGCGGAGUGAAGCGCGCGUGGGGGGAUCUUUGUUUUGCCCCGAGUAUCCUUGCACUCAUAAAAUUAAACUUCGUCCCUUUUUUCAGAUUAGUGAUCUCCGAAUUGGGAGGGCGAGGAAUGUGGGACCAAGGUUUGCAAGGGGGAUUUGGAAGGGUUUUAGAGGAAUUUUUUGAUGAAUUUUGUAUUUAUUAAGAUGAUGAAAUAAUGGGUUAUGAAACUAAAAUAUCAGAAAAAAAGCUUGUCGGGAAAAUAAUGAGCACAAUGUCAUUGCACCAGUCGCGUCGCAGUGAAAAGCAAUUUUAUUUUUCCUUCAUUUUCUCGUCGGUGAUGCAAUUUUUGAUGCGAAAGAGUGCUCAUUAUUUUCCCGACAGACUCAUCAAGACUUUUUGACCCACAAUAUAAGCCUUUUCAAAAAAAACAUGGACUUUUUUCACCACAUUAUUUUCCCGACAGACUGAUAUUAUAACUUUUUUUUCUUGCGGAUGAAGUUACAUAAGUUUAAUCUAGAUCUUGCUGAAACUUUAAGCAAAUUAAGAAUAGCAUUUUCUAAGGAAUCUGCGAAUCUUUUUGCUUGUGCUUUGCUAAAAAUAAUCGUAAUUGUUGAGUGAAAGGUUGGUCAGAAAUUUGAAAUUUUUGGUCUCUUUUUUACUUGAAAACUGUAGCGUCUAUUGGCAGCAAUACCAACAGUUCAAAGUGGAGUCUCAACUUUGAGCUUCUGAGUGCCUGCAGGGUCUUUUUUACCGUUGUACUCGAUGGAAAAUGCUGACAAAAUCAUGAAACUUAAGACUUCAUUUUUACUUGUCGGGAAGUAUAAAUUAUUUUUACAAUAUCUCGGCUCUCAUUAUAAUUACUGUGCUACAAUUUUCAGCUAUUCAUUUAUAACCUUUUCAAAGUAAACAUGCAAAAUUUAAAGCAAAUUGGAGACUUCCAAAUAGGACAGUUCUCCCAAUUUUCCUUAUCCCUAAUGUCAUCAAGUUCCCCAUUUUGGCCCUUUUGUGCUAAAAUAUUCUAUGCUCAAACUCCUUUCCUCCCGCGUUGUGACGCACCCCACCAACGCUCCGGCUAAUUACAUUUUUACACACCGCGAAAUACGGCCCAACGAAUUGAGGCAUAAGCCGCGUGUUGGCGUGCCGCGGGGUAUUCGUUAAUUCCCCCCUUUCUCCGAAUGCAGGUGGUUUAAGGCUCGAGUUGCACAAGGCUGCGGUGUCGGGUUCCAUGCAAUUUGCAAAUUUGACGUGAUGCUCGAUAGUUGUAUCUCAAUUUCGAGAGCUGAGGAGAGAGUUUUGGAUAUUGUUUUAGAUAGAAAUUUGGUUUUAGGCGGUUUUUUGGCUGGAUUUUGGGACUUAUUGACAGAAUGUUGGAUUUUAAAGACAUUGAAAGAAUUUUCGCCCUCGUAUUUUAAAAUAUUAGAGUCAAAUUUCUUUUUGAAUUUGCGAUUUUCUAUAGACUUUCAAAAUACCCGGGUAUAUAAUGUUUCGGCCGCUUAUGGCCGCGCCAUUUGGAUUUUCCUCAAUUUUCUUAGUCAGUAAGCUCUAUAAGGGCUCUAGCUAUUAUAAUAAAAAAAUCUUUUGAUACUGUAGCCUUUCAUUCUGUCUAAAUCUGACAUUUUUUGUCAACUGUCCGACUUUUUUUUAUCAAUCUUUUCUUGGCCAAUUUUCGUGGCCAUGAACGUCUUCGUGCUCUGCUGACAUUUUUACUUGAUAAAUAGUGGUCUAUAUACUGUAUUCUUCUUUUAGUUUUGAUAACUUUUCCUUUUUUGUAUACUUUUUGACACCUUUUUCAAUAUCACCUACCAAAUUUUAUUUUCAAAAAAAUAUCGAUUCCGCUGUUUACUACACCCUUUCCAACCCCAUAUUCCUCGCUAAUUACCCCCUCAUUUCAGCCCACCUACAAAUUUGGGGCGUCCAAGGAGCUGGCUCAGUUUUCGCAAGCAAAAUUUGCAUAUCCAGCCCCCAAAGAGGCCAAGAUGGAGAUCGACGUGAUGGAUAGGGCCAACGAGUUCAUGCUAGCGCAGCGACAUCAUCAGAACUUCCUUCAAGCCAACGCCAGCCUUCAGCACAACUUUGUGACGCCGUCGAUGGCGGAUCUGAAUCAAGCGCCGCCCGAGAUGGACUACGUUGGGCCGGGAAGGCGGCGCUCGAAGAAAACUUUAUUUUGUGAUGUCUGCGGGGACACGGUAAGUGCUUGAGUAUUAGUAGCUUGAUUUUUAGGGAAUAUACGAGGCUGCGGAAUACAGAAAGCUUUGAUUUCUAGCUUUACCUGAUCGGGGGAGCCAUUUUUUACGCAAAGCUUAUAUUGCACUGUGCGAAAAUAAAAAGCUUAUGCCCUGAGGGCGUUGCAGGAAAAAUGUAGCAUAAUGACUGACAGGUUGCAGUAUUUUAGGAUUGCAGACACAGGAAACCAUUUUUCUUGACUUUCCUCGUAUUGGGUGACGUUUUAUACGAUGAAAACUUUUUCGCACAGUGCAAAACAAAAAUUUGGCAAAAACAGGUUUAAAAUUCUUCUUUCUCAAUUUUGAUGGUGAAAUACGAAUAUUUUCUUUAUACGAGCCUUUGGUAUUCACAGAAAAAUCAUCGAAAUCCUCAGGAAAAGCAAGAAAAACCUACUUUUUUGACUCGCACAGUGCAAAAUUAAGAAAAAAUUCUUAACUAGGAAGAUAAAAAUUUUCGAAUAUCUAUGCUGGUAAAAUACGCGUUGUCCAUUUUGAGUUUUCUUAAAGUUUUUUCAUCACAUUUUUUCACCACUCAUCACGCUCCAAAUUAAAAAUUUUGAAGCCCACGCGAGGAAAAGGGCUCUUUCUUGGAAGAGAAACAAUGGGAUUAGUCAUUUUUUAUGCAUGAAAGAGAGGACUAAUCCUACAACUUGUUCCGCUUUUCGGUUUCUUAUUAACAAGUGAUAUAAUACUUAAUGAAAUCAGAAAAAAAAAUUUUUUUUUUUUGAAAAUUUGUGAAAAAAAUAUUUUUGAAAAAAUUUUAAAAAAAUAUUUUUUUUUUAUUUUUUUUGAUUAUUAAUAAUAUUAUAUUAUAAAAAUAAACAAAAAUUUUUAUUUUUCAAAUAAAUUUUUUUAAAUUUCAGGCCUUGGGGCGUCAUUACGCGGUUAUAGCGUGCAACGGGUGUAAAGGUGAGGCAACUUUUUCUAAAUUUUUACUUUUCAUUUUUAGGGUUUUUUCGGCGUAGCGUCUGGAAUAAUAAGCGGUAUAAAUGCCGGUUCGAAGGGCGAUGCGUGGUGGCCAAGGAACAGCGAAAUGCCUGCAGGGCAUGCCGGCUAAAAAGGUGUUUAGAUGUGGGGAUGAAUCCGAGAGGUAAGCUUUUUCGAUUUUUUGGAUACUUUUGGAGGUUUUUUAAAUUAAAAUGUUUUUAAAUUUUAAAUUUUUUUUAUAAAAUACGAUAAAUAUUUCCAAUAUUUUUUUGUUAAAGAAGUCAGAAUAUCUUACAAAAAUUAAUGAGAUAACCUCCUGGACUCGAAAAUUAUUUAUUUUCGACUCUAGUUUGGGUUUUGUUUGCAUAAUUUUUUCCAAAAUCAAACAAAUUCGGGACCAACGAUAAGAAAAAUGUUGCACUCGGAAUGAAGGGAACACGACAGUUUUUGUAUUGAGAUUUGCAAAUACAAUUUAUGUACUCAAGUUUAGACAAAAUUAAUAUUUAAAAAAUAAGCCAUCAAGACUAAAAUUCGAAUAUUUAAAUUAAGAAUAAAAGUAUUUCCAAAAUACCCCGAGGGCAUAAUAAAGUAAUCUACGUCAGUUGUUGAUCUUUCUGUGCCCUUUUUUCGACAAUAUUUUUAGUUAUUUCGCGUAAAAGCGAAUUCCCAACCCAAAACCGUUUGUGCCGAAAAGUGCAAUCGUCUCAGACCUUCGCAAUAUUCGAAGAACGAGCUACCCCUCUGCCCAAAACAAUCAACAAAAUAAAGGGAUUAAGAUAAUGACGCGUUUUUAUGGGAUUCAUCAGACUUGCGUAAUGUUUGUUCAACGGAGUCGUAAAUAAAACGUAUCCCACAAAAUAUUCUGCGUAUAAAAUGUGCUUAAAAAAAUAUUUUUUUGUAUAAAAUGUCCCUACAAAAACGUAUUUUUUGUAUGAAAUGUGCCCUCAGAAAAAAUGAUUUUCGUAUAAAAUGUCCCUUCAAAAAAUGCUCUUCGUAUAAAAUUUCACUCUCGGAAAAAACGACUUUCGUAUAAAAUGUCACCUAAUUUUUGUGUGGUAUAGAUGUCGUCCUCAAAAAAAUUUUUCGUAUAAAAUGUCCCUUCAAAAACGUCACCAUCAAAAAAAAUUUUUUCGGAUAAGAUGUCGCCCUUAAAAAUAAAUUUUCGUAUAAAAUGUCCCUUUUGCAAAAAGAUUUUUUUUCGUAUAAAAUGUCGCUUAAAACUAGAUCUUUAGUAUAAAAUAUCACCCUCAAAAAAUAUUUAUUUUAUACCAUCUCAUCUUCAAGCAAUGUAAAAACAAAUUUCAGCCGUUCAAUACGAACGCAAUGACUCGGAACAAGUCCACACGACCUGGCGCUCCGACGAGGCGCAUCCCAACGAAACGGAGCAAGUUGUCAGCGUCUCCGCCUUCAUGGGACAGUCCUCCUCGUUCAGUGGGAGUGUGAGUGCGACGCCCGUUCCGUACGUGCAACAGUGCCACGCGGAAUGCCAAACACAGCCCUGCAAUUUGCCCAAAAUUGACGACAAGGGACGGGUGUUGUGUCCCGCUUACGACGAGACGGACUUCAAACGAACGCCAAUGUUUAUUCCGUCGCCGGAGGAGGAGAUGCGGCUGAGCAGUGUGGUUUUCGAUGCGGACUCACAACGACAGGUGCGAUUUGUUCAGAUCUUUUCACUUAUUUUUUGAGAUUUUGAGGUUUUUUAUGCAAUAUGCAUGAUUUUGAGAUUUUACAAAAUUUCGACUUAAAAAUCUCGAUGAUUUAUGCAAAUUUCGAUCUGAAAUUUUCACAGAUGCCUUAGAAAAUCUUUUUCUAUAUUUCUGACAAGUUUCAUCGAAAACAAACAACUUUGAAAUUUUGGAUACUUUUUGAUACUUUUUCAAAAACCUCAAAAAAAAUCGCUAAUAUUCCACUUUCAGGUGAUGCAUCUAAUCCAAAUCGAUGAUCAGGUGGUGGACGGUGUCGAGAAUACGGCGGAAAUAAUCCGCAAUUCCAAAAAAGACCCCAACGGGUACCCCUUCGUGGAUCUGUUCAAGAAUCCGGGCCUGGUCUGCGUCCGCAUUCGAAUCAGCCCCACGGCGGAGCGAAUCGCCGAACUCGAGGACACAGUGCAGGAUUGGCAACGCUGUUUGGUCUACUUUAUCGACUUUGUGAAGGCGGUGCCGGAGUUUCAAAGCUUCACGGCGGAGGAUCAGAUUUCGCUGGCCGAGAGCCGCUAUCCCGCGUUUCAUUGGUGGGCGGCGGCGAACUGGACGGUGAGGACGGGCUGCGAUGGCGUCUGCUAUUGUAACGGCUCGUAUUUCCCGCGGAAUCAACAGUUUCAACGGGUGUUGGAUCAGAGGUGAGUGGGUGAUGAUAAAGUUAGAAUUGAGAUAGAUUUGAGGGUUCCACGGGGUAAAUUUGAGCUUGUGGGGGCUUGAAAAGCUCUUAUGGUUCUGUCUACCAGCUGGGUCGAUAAAAUACAGCCCCUGUAGUAUACAAAUUACAUAAAAAUCAUUAUUUUUUUUGGCAAAAAGCGAUGUUUAAGUCAUCAAAAAAAAGAAAAAAAUAAAUUUUUCAAAACUCGACCGGUUGAUCUUCUUUUAAUUCGGCGUUAAUAGCCCUUCUGGAAAGUUGGACUGAAAUCGGCGACACGCACAGUGCGAAAACAAAAGUCUCCUUUGCACUGUGCAAUUUCUGGCUUUUUGCACCGUGCAAUGGACUUUUUUUUCUGCCGUCGCUCGCACCCUGCCUUUUUUCGCACAGUGCAAAAUUUUAGUCAAACUCUUUUUUGCACGGUGCAAAAAACCGAAAGUUAAAAAACUUCACUGUGCAUCGAAAAAAUAGAAAAAAAAAGUUUCUGUAGAAAUGUCCAAUACCUCUUACCGCUUGAGAAUGUUGGUGGAUGGAAUGCUGGGUGCGCCAAAAAUCAGUCCGGUGACUUUCAGGAAGAACCAGCGGUAUUUUCCAAAGGGGCAUGGACAUUUUUUCGCAACAAAACCGCGGCGGCGAUGUUGAAAACAGCUUACAGUACAAAAACAAAAAAAAAAGAUGAAUGCACCGUGCAAAAACUAAGAGAUCUUUGUCUUUUGCGGUUCGGGCCACGAAAAAUGUUCAUGCACUUUAUGAAAAUGCUGUUGGGAAAAUAAUGAGCACUCUGUCGCAUCGAAACUCGCAUUGGCAUUAAGAAAAUGAAUUGUUUCGCGACAAAAUCAAAUUGCUUUUCACUUCAGCGACACAAUCAGCGCAGCGACAUUCCCCUCAUUAUUUUCCCGACAGACUGAUACAAAAUUUCGAAAAUUUGAAGAAACAAUAAAAAAAAUCUUGCAUACUUUCAUAUCAUCCCACUAUUUCAUCUACAAAUUUCCAGACGGGUAACAGAGCGGAUGCUAAACCUAAUGGUCCGACCUCUCCGAAAACAUCCGAUCAGCCGACAAGAACAAGUCAUUCUCACCGUGUUGACCAUCUUUGCCCCCGCCAGUCUUUCCAAUCUCUCGCCGCAUGGCAGGGAAUGCGUUCGGUUCAUCCGAAAGCACUACACAGCCCUGUUGUACCGGUUGUUGGUGAGGAUCGCGCCGAUCGAGUCGAGAAGCGAGUGGGCCAGCGCCAGGAUCGGACACUUCUUCACGCUGCUGGCUUCGAUCACGGUAAGGGUUUGGAGAUUUUUGUGAUUUAGAGAGUGUGAAAAAGUUGAGCAAAAUUUAGAGAAUUUUUCCAGAAAAUGCGUAGAUUUUUCGUCGCAAAUUUUUUGCACUGUGCAUUUGCCCUUUUGCGCUGUACAAUCCAAAAGUCGCCAAGAAUUUUGGGCGCGCGUAAAAAUUCACUGUGCCCCGCGAAAAAAGUCUACGCACUUUCUGGAACGACUAGAAGUCCUAGAACAGCGGUUUUUUAGUUUGCACUAUGCGAAAAACAGCAAAAUGCACAUUGAGAUAGAUUGGAGGGUGCCACGGAGAAAGUUGGUGCUUUUGAGGGCUUGAAAUUCUCUGAUAGUUGUGUCUAUUAGCUGGGUUGGUAAAAUACAGCCUCUGUAGUUUACAAAUUACAUAAAAAUCAAUUUUUUGGCCAGAAGCGAUUUUUGUCCAAAAAAAGAAAACACGUAUAAAUUUCUCAAAACUCUUCCUUGAUUUCGGCGUUAAUAGCCUUUUGUGGACUGAAAUCGGCGACUUGUGCGAAAACAAAAAUUCUCUUUGCACAGUGCAAUUUCUUGCUUUUUGCACCGUGCAAUAGGCUUUUUUUUGGGCUGACUUUUUCGCACGGUGCAAACGACAAAAAUCAGUCCGGCGACUUUCCGGAAGGACUUGUAGAGGGUAGUUUUUCAUUAUCUACAUUUUGAGACCAUUAUAUCAGUCUGUCGGGAAAAUAAUGUGGAUUUAAGAUUUUUUCAGCAAGAUUUUUCAUCUUGUCGCAGUUAAAAAAUAUUUUAUUUUUAAAUUUAUUUUUUUCCUAUCCGAAUCUCUAACCGCGACUAGCCGUCAAAAAGAAAUGGUGGGAGAUUUCAAGGCGCGACAAAAAAUCCACGAUAAUUUUCCGACAGACUGAUAAAGCAAACACUAUUUUUUCGCUUUUCCUACUCUCCUCAUUCCGCGUGCUCUCUAAAAAACAACCUGUUUUGUCAUCUCGAACUAUGCUAACUCUAGCUAAAACCUUGUGGUAUUUUAAUAUAAAUUAAAAUGUAUCGUUAGUAAAUUACUGCACAAAAUAUUCUAGUCUUUUACCCUACUUUAAAUUCAUUUCCCCAAUUUUUCAAUUUUUCAGGAGCUCGUCCGCCUCUCUGCCGACAACGUCCGCUUCAACGAGGUCUUCAACGUGACCGGCUUUGGCGGCGGAACCGCCGUGGCGCGCAACUUCUACGACACCUACGACCGCGACUCCGGUUGCUAG
This is a messenger RNA of Bursaphelenchus xylophilus (pine wood nematode), 15646 nucleotides long. The record is from the annotation of a GenBank genome assembly. Lineage: Eukaryota; Metazoa; Nematoda; Chromadorea; Rhabditida; Aphelenchoididae.